AUGGGUCGAACAUUUCUUGUCCUUCGCUGCUUUAGCUGUCAUACAUUUCAAGUUCAACAAGAAGUAAAAGCUAAAAAAUGGAGCUGUAAGGUUUGCGGAUGGAAGCAAUCAUUUGUAAAGAUUUAUGGUAAUGGUAGCGCUGCUGACUGCAGAAAUCACGUCCAAAAAUUAAAUAUGAUGAGGGGUGAAAGAGAAGCUGCUAUACUCUCAAAACUGUCGGAACAGCAUACUGAAAAUGAUUGUCGCAGUAUACAGGAAUCUCCGGAAGAGUAUUCUGAAUGCGAUUAUCGUACUAUACAGGAAUUUCAGUCAGCUUCCAAUGCUGAUGAUGUACGUAGACUGAAUUUUGUAAACUCAUGUAUAACGAGAUUGAACCAUUUAAUACUACACUAG
Trichoplax adhaerens is the source of this 393-nucleotide messenger RNA. RefSeq lists its product as uncharacterized. The record is from RefSeq and is a predicted model, not a curated record. Gene Ontology annotation, cellular component: nucleus. Bases 1 to 393 code for a protein of 130 amino acids. The transcript is spliced from 4 exons. Lineage: Eukaryota; Metazoa; Placozoa; Uniplacotomia; Trichoplacea; Trichoplacidae. Gene Ontology annotation, biological process: mitotic G2 DNA damage checkpoint signaling. Gene Ontology annotation, molecular function: chromatin binding.